Messenger RNA from Aureococcus anophagefferens, 1476 nucleotides. RefSeq lists its product as hypothetical. NCBI's taxonomy places the organism in Eukaryota, Pelagophyceae, Pelagomonadales, Pelagomonadaceae. Gene Ontology annotation, cellular component: membrane. The record is from RefSeq and is a predicted model, not a curated record. Gene Ontology annotation, biological process: intracellular calcium ion homeostasis; calcium ion transmembrane transport. Gene Ontology annotation, molecular function: calcium, potassium:sodium antiporter activity; calcium channel activity. The transcript has a single exon. Bases 4 to 1476 code for a protein of 490 amino acids.
GCCAUGCUCGUCGCGCUGGAGAGCGGCGAGUUCCUGAAGUUGGACGGCCACUUUCCAUCGAAACGCAGCCACCGCACGUCGCUGAGCGCGACCUCCAAGAAAGCCGCGAGCUACCUCGCGUCGCACCUCGAGCUCUACAAGCUCGGCCACUACGUCAAACGCCACGGCGCGGGCCUCGCGCGGUCGCAAGGCAACAGGGAAACGAAGCUGGCGGCGCGCGUCGAGCGCGCGCGGGCGCGCGAGGCGCGGCGCCACUUCGGGUGGCUCGCGUACCGCGGCAUGGCACCGGCCUACCUCGGCGCCGUUUUGGCGCUGUCGCUCUGGAUGGGUUUGCUAUUAGAGGAGCGGACGCUGCCCGCGCUGCGGUCCGUCUGCGUCGCCGCGCGCGUGCCCGACGACGUCGCCGGCGCGACGGUGCUCGCGCUCGCGACGGGCGGCUUCGAGGUCCUCUUCUCGACCGUCGAGACCGUCGAGGGCCGCGUCGGCGUGGGCCUCAACUUCGUGCUCGGCAGCGGCGUCGUCAACUUCGGCCUGCUGCCUUUUGUGGUUGCGUGCGCGGCGCGGGUCGCGCGGGGCGCCAAGGCGCUGCCCAUCGACCUCGACCCGGUGCCCGUCGCGCGCGACGGCGCCUUCGCGCUGCUGGCCUUCGCGGCGCUGCUCUGGGUCGUCGCGGACGAGUUCGUGAGCCUGGCCGAGGCGCUGGGGCUGCUGGGUCUGUACGCGGCGCACGUCCUGGCGUGCUUCCUCGGCCCGCGGCCCGCGUCGACGCCGCCGGCGUCGCCCAAGGCCGAGCUCGAGCUCGGGUCGCCGGCGCGGCUGGUGCCGAAGAGCUCGACGACGCCGCCGGCGUCGCCGCGGCGCGCGGCCGACGACAAGGGCCACGCCGUGCGCACGCCGCGGGAGCGCGUUUUGGACGCCGCGCGGCUGCUCCUGCCGCCGCCGCUGCCCGCGGCGACGGCGCCGGGCGCGCGCGCGGCGCUCCGCGACGCCGCGCCGACGCUCGCCGGCAGCGGGCUCUGGCUCGCGGCGCUCCUCCUGCUGCUCACGCGCCUCGCGGACCUGCUCGCGCUCUCCGCGCGGCUGCCCCUGGCCUUCGCCGGCGCCGUGUUCCUGCCCGCGGUCUACGCGAUCCCGGACGUGCUCGUGUCCGCGAACAUCGCGUCGUCCGGCCACGGCCGCGCGGCGGUGUCGACGGUGCUCGGCGUCCAGGUCGUCACGGUGCUGCUCGGCGUCGGCAUCCCCUUCACGGUCCACGGCUGCCUCUCGGCGAAGCCCGUCGCCGUCUCCGGCGUCGACUGCGUGCCCGCGCUGCGCUACGGCGUCUUCCUCAUCGGCGCGCUCUUCGUGGGCUCCGUGCUCGGGCCGCUCGCGCUCCGGCGGCCGCCGUCCUUCGGCGCGCCCCAGGCGGCGCUCGUCGUCGUCGCCUACGUCGCCAUCUCCGCCGUCGUCGCGCGCCGGACCCUCACGCCGGGGUAA